Messenger RNA from Eutrema salsugineum, 900 nucleotides. Its product is annotated as 40S ribosomal protein S5-2. Bases 77 to 700 code for a protein of 207 amino acids. Gene Ontology annotation, cellular component: cytosolic small ribosomal subunit; ribosome. The transcript has 5 exons. The record is from RefSeq and is a predicted model, not a curated record. Gene Ontology annotation, biological process: ribosomal small subunit assembly; translation. Gene Ontology annotation, molecular function: structural constituent of ribosome; rRNA binding; mRNA binding. NCBI's taxonomy places the organism in Eukaryota, Viridiplantae, Streptophyta, Magnoliopsida, Brassicales, Brassicaceae.
CCGUCCUCUUGAAGCUUUAUAGUGCUCUCUAUCUCUGCCGUAUUUCUCACCCGCGCGACGCUUAACGAUCUCAGCCAUGGCCUCCGCCGCUGAAGUCGACGCUGAGAUGCAGCAGGCUCUUACCAACGAGGUCAAGCUCUUCAACCGCUGGACCUAUGAUGACGUUUCGGUCACAGACAUCAGUCUUGUCGACUACAUUGGAGUGCAGGCAGCUAAACAUGCUACCUUUGUCCCUCACACCGCCGGAAGAUACUCUGUGAAAAGAUUCCGUAAGGCUCAGUGCCCCAUCGUUGAGAGGCUCACAAAUUCCCUCAUGAUGUACGGGAGAAACAACGGAAAGAAGCUGAUGGCAGUCGGGAUUAUCAAGCACGCUAUGGAGAUCAUUCAUCUCUUGACUGACUUGAACCCAAUUCAGGUCAUCAUCGAUGCCAUUGUUAACAGUGGUCCAAGAGAAGACGCAACCAGAAUCGGAUCUGCUGGUGUUGUGAGGAGACAAGCCGUUGAUAUCUCCCCUCUAAGACGUGUUAACCAGGCUAUCUUCUUGCUUACCACCGGUGCUCGUGAGGCUGCUUUCAGAAACAUUAAGACUAUUGCUGAGUGCCUUGCUGAUGAGUUGAUCAACGCAGCCAAGGGCUCUUCCAACAGUUAUGCCAUCAAGAAGAAGGAUGAGAUUGAGAGAGUUGCCAAGGCCAAUCGUUAAAGAGUUUCAUUUUGCCCUGAGGGUUUCAAUCUUGUCAAACAGCUUCUUUGUGUUUUUAUUUCAUUUAGAUUGGAAUAUGUAUCAGAUGUUUUGCUCUUUUGUUCUAUGAAGUUUAUUUCGUCUGGCUACUUUGAAUAGGUAAAUUUUGAUGCGUUAAGUGAUUUCGUAUCAGUUUUUGAAUAUUGAAUAGCAACUUGUUA